AUGCAAGAACAGAACCUGAGCCCAGACUCCCAUGGGAAUCGGGUCAUCGAUCACAAACCACUCGACGGCGAGUCGAUUACCAUGAUGACGGAAGCGAACAAUGACCCCGGUACCAGCAUCCACGACGUAGGACGCAUCGACUCGAACGUGGACGAAAACGACCAAGGGGUGGCCGAUGCAAGGACAGACGGUCACGAGUACUAUGAUCCUACCGUGACACCCGACCUGGAAGCCUCACUGAAUGAAAUGGUGUCGAGGUUGUGUGCAAGUUUGGAUUUGUUUGUCAAAAGGGGCUCCAUCACGCUGGACGACUUAUUCUACAUCAAGUGCACUUUCGAAAACAGUACAGGACAUCAAUAUGCCUCCGGAUCCGACCAAGUCAUGCUCUGGUUCAACCUCGAACGCGGCAACCACGAGGCCUUGAACUCGUCCAAGACUGAGCUGAUUGGUGACAGUAUUACUCACAACCAUCUCAACUCGCGAGCAUGGGUUGCUCAAGAGCGGGCGCUUUCGCCAGCGGUCAUUCACUUCACCCCCGAGAAGAUUUGGUGGGAGUGCAACGAGUUCGUUGUCAACGAAGCCUUCACGGGCGGUCGUUUUAGCUGGAUCCGACAACAAUGCCACAAACCAGGCGUGAUCCGCCAUCUACAACAGAAGACACGAGAGGAAGUAUACGACUUCUGGACAGAGUUCAUUUCCAUUUACGUCAAGACCCAUUUGACCUUUGAAAAGGAUCGUUUUCCGGCCAUGAUUGGCAUAGCGAAGAUUGUGGGCGAAAUUCUCAACGACAAUUUCAUUGCUGGGUUCUGGGAGGGUGACCUUGUUCGAUCACUUGUCUGGCAAAUGGACAGGGUCGCGAGCGUCUCACCCUUCUUGACCGCGAUCCUUUCAACCGCUGCUCUGAUCUCCCAGGUGGCCGCGCAAGAACUCCAACCACCUCCGAAGAUUGAGCCGUUGUUCAACACUACCGUCCAUAUUGAUCCCAAACAAUACGGCCCAAUCGAAGUCCCGGGAGGUUUUCAGAUAGUCUUCAAUGUCCUGAACGCCACCAUCACGGGAGCACUCAACGCUACCAUCAAGGGCGGGGUGGUCUACCCGUAUGUUUACGAAAACGGAACAAUUCAGCAUGUGGAGGGCAGGUUAUGGGGGACUACUCACGACGGUGUCGACUUCUUCAUGGAGGAGCGUGGUAUUGGGGGCGCUGAGCGACGUAUCAAUCGCCAGGCAAGUUGA
Messenger RNA from Colletotrichum karsti, 1233 nucleotides. RefSeq lists its product as uncharacterized. The transcript is spliced from 5 exons. Lineage: Eukaryota; Fungi; Ascomycota; Sordariomycetes; Glomerellales; Glomerellaceae. The record is from RefSeq and is a predicted model, not a curated record. The coding region runs from base 1 to 1233 and encodes 410 amino acids.